UAAACUAAAGUAACAAGAAUCAGAUCAGAUUUAGCGCGGUCUAUUGUAGGGUCGACUAACAAAACCCACAAUGUUGCUGCACUUCGUGUUUGUUGUUGCAUUUUGCGUGCUUUUCAAAGCUCAAGCGACGUUAUGUAUCCAGUGUAACAAAUGCCAUUCUAAAGUGUCUUGGGACGAAUGUAUUAAGUUCCAAGAAGCUGUGAACUGCUCUUCGAUUUUCAAUAGAUGCCUCACUUUUCAUAAAAUACUGACUGGACCUAAUGGCAAGACCCAACAUGAAUAUCAGAAAGACUGUUACCAUGACACAAGCUGCAGAUCUUUGGAAUGCAAGAACUCCCAGUGUAACAUGGAAUGCUGUAACACAACGAUGUGCAAUGACGGCAUCACGAAAUUAUCAAAUGAAAUCCCUAUUUUAUCACCGAAAGAUAAUGAAAUCAAACAUCACAAGAAGCAAAAGGAAAAUGCUAAAAAAAAACCGCUGGAAUGUUAUUUGUGCAGUUCUGCACAUUCCUGGGAAGACUGUCACAAGAAACAAAAACUGGACAAAUGCCCAGAACAGCUAAACGUUUGUACAACAUAUCACUUGGUAUUAACUCUGCCCAGUGGAAAUCAGGAACACAAGUACAAUAAAGGAUGUUGGCACGACAAAGAAUGCUCCAAUGAACGAUGUCGACUGACUGAUGUUGAGGUCAAAGGCACGUGGUGUGACAUGCGCUGUUGUAACUCAACGAAGUGUAAUCGCGGUGGGAUUCAAAGAAAUACUGGAAGUGUAGCCCUGCAGGUCAUUGACUCAGCAAAUGCGGCUGCUAAACUAAAUCAACUUUCGAUUCUGACAGCUAUGGUGAUCUUAGUACAACUUGUCAGCGGUACCUACAUUUAGUCUCUUCAGGUCAUGUUGAAUCGUGUUGGGUACUGGACCUAGUUCCCAGACAUAUACCACUAUCAGUCAUUAAAUUAAGUCAGCAUUUGUAGUCAGCAGGCCGUUGACAUAGCACGUGAAUUAUAUGGAACAAGAACUACUUUCUCUUCUAAACUCUGCAGAAAAAGUACCUUUGGUGAUGAUGGGUGUGGUCACAUUUACGAUUGGAUAUCUUGCGAAUCCCUUCAAUUUCAAUUGAAGACUGUUGUGACGUUACAUGUACAAAGAAAUAACGAUAUCUGGAAAACGAAAUAACUGCCCUCUAUCAAAGAAAAACUCUUUCAUUAUGAUAAUAGUGUAAAUACAUGAUAUAAGUUGAAAUUAAUCUUGGAAACAAUAUUGUUAAUUGAUAAACUUAAUUGUAAAUAUAUGUAUAUAUAUCUAUCUAUCGUGAAAUAAAGAAUCACAUUGAUUGCUCCGUUUUCCUCUCCAUGGCAAGUCCAUUUCAACAAAUUUAGUUUCCGUUGAAUAUUGUGUUAAAAUGAAAGAGCACGUGUAAACUGGAUGACAUUUUGUUGUACAUAGAUAUUUUUGUGUGAAUAAAGUCCAUCAAUACUAUA
Exaiptasia diaphana is the source of this 1479-nucleotide messenger RNA. RefSeq lists its product as uncharacterized. The record is from RefSeq and is a predicted model, not a curated record. The coding region runs from base 71 to 880 and encodes 269 amino acids. The transcript is spliced from 3 exons. Lineage: Eukaryota; Metazoa; Cnidaria; Anthozoa; Actiniaria; Aiptasiidae.